Messenger RNA from Sturnus vulgaris (Common starling), 1137 nucleotides. RefSeq names its product regucalcin-like. The record is from RefSeq and is a predicted model, not a curated record. Gene Ontology annotation, molecular function: enzyme regulator activity; gluconolactonase activity; calcium ion binding. Lineage: Eukaryota; Metazoa; Chordata; Aves; Passeriformes; Sturnidae. Gene Ontology annotation, biological process: L-ascorbic acid biosynthetic process.
AUGUCUUCCUCCAUCAAAAUCGAGUCUGUUGUGAAGGAGAAGAACCGGAUGGGAGAGUGCCCAGUCUGGGAAGAAAGGGAGAAUGCACUUGUCUAUGUAGACAUCAACUCACAGAAAGUUUGCCGCUGGAGCCCAGUCACCAAUGAGGUGCAGAGUGUGUCUGUGGACGCCCGUGUCGGCUCAGUGGCUCUGCGGCAGUGUGGGGGCUAUGUCAUCGCCCUGGGGACAAGGUUUGCCUUCCUGGACUGGGACACACAGGCAGUCACCACCAUCCUCGAGCUCGAGCAGGAUAAACCCAACAACAGGUUCAAUGAUGGGAAAGUGGAUCCAAAGGGGAGGUUUUUUGCUGGUACAAUGGCUGAAGAGACAGCACCAGGGGUCCGAGCGAGGCGACAAGGAGCUCUCUACACCCUCUUUCCUGACCAUUCAGUAAUAAAACAGUUAGACCAGUUGGAUAUCUCCAAUGGUCUGGAUUGGUCCCUGGACCACAGGACCUUCUUUCACAUCGACAGCCUGUCAUAUGCUGUCCAUGCCUUCAGCUAUGAUGUGCACACUGGAAAGAUUGCCUGCCCCAAGCUUUUGUACCACCUGGAAAAGGAGGAGCAAAUGCCUGAUGGGAUGUGCAUAGACACAGAAGGGAAGCUCUGGGUGGCCUGUAUUGAUGGUGGCAGAGUCAUCCGCAUAGACCCAGAGACAGGAAAAAGAAUCCAAACUGUGAGGCUGCCUACUCCAAGGAUCACCUCUUGCUGCUUUGGUGGAAAAGACUACUCAGAAAUGUACGUGACUUCUGCAUACGAUGGGCUGGACGAGGCCACCUUAGCCAAGGAACCUCAUGCGGGAGAGAUUUUCAAGAUAACAGGCCUGGGUGUGAAAGGGAUCCCACAGAAUUUCUAUGCUGCUUGAACUUUGACUCUAAACAGCAAAGAAGAAAUGCUUCCAUCUUGUAGUAACUCUGACUGGAAGAAGUCGAAUGAACUACAGAAUUUAUUUGUGUGAAGAUUUCUGAGCCCACAUUCAUGAGUGUGCUUGUUUGGAGUUGAAGAUACUUCUUCUUCUGUGGGCCUGUGGCUUGAUGCAAUAGGUUAGAGAGAUAAAGUUAAUCUGUGUUACACCUUGAUAGCUUUGGCUUUCCAUAAA